Thunnus maccoyii (southern bluefin tuna) is the source of this 12873-nucleotide messenger RNA. It is a transcript of the gene golgb1, whose product is annotated as golgin B1. The record is from RefSeq and is a predicted model, not a curated record. Gene Ontology annotation, cellular component: cis-Golgi network; Golgi apparatus; endoplasmic reticulum-Golgi intermediate compartment. Lineage: Eukaryota; Metazoa; Chordata; Actinopteri; Scombriformes; Scombridae. The transcript is spliced from 20 exons. The coding region runs from base 1728 to 10655 and encodes 2975 amino acids.
GAGGACUUUAUUUGGAAACCACAGUUUCAAGAUUGCCUGAACCACUAGUAACCGUAACUGAACAAAUAUAACAGUUUGAGUUCAUGAAAAUAAUAUCAAAACACUGCUGAAAGCCAUUUGAUCGGAAUGUCAAUACCAGAAACAGUAAUUAAUGUCACAUCCAUAUAUUUAAGUGCUUUUACAUGCAGCGCCGUCUCACUUCCUUCAUAUGAGCCUUGUAAUCAUAUCCCAAAGCAGUAAUGUAUUUGUUGUUUUUAGCAGCUAUAAGUGUUAUUGUUAUAAAUGUUAUCAACAGGUGCAUUCUUACAAUGCACAAAAAAAAAGAGACAAAUAAUACGGAUACAUACAUGUGAAGUGCUUAAAUGUCAGUCUAAAUGUGCUAAAAAUGAAAAUAUAUAUUAUGUAGUAAUACAAAAAAGUAAAAACUUCAUUGGUAAAUGCAGCUGUCGUUUUUAAAGCAACAUUUGACAGGCAAACCACAGGAAGCAGCACCUCCACAGGUGACUGGUGUAGCCGCUGUGGAGGCUCAUUGUUCAGUUCAGACAUGUCACAUAAAGUUUGGCUCGUGUCCGGCAGCAAAAUAAAGUGUAGUGGUUGAAUCAGACAGAUGUAAAAAAAACAAAAAACAAUUGGCUGUUAAUGAAAUUGUGAAUUCUUCAUGUAGUUUUCCAUUAAAAACUGCGUCCUACCCCUACUGUAGUGCAAUAAUUUAAUUCUAAAAAGGCGUACAGUAUCUACGCUUCCAACAUAUUAUACUCUAGUUUGCAUUACUUACCCCUAACCACACAUUUGCAUUAACAGUCAUAUCAGCAGGGAUGAGUGAUGAAUGCCAGCAUGUAACAAGAGUUUUCCCGUAGUGUCUAACAAAUAACCUGAAAUAGACUGUAGUUUCCAACAUUUUGGAAGAGCAUUUCCUCAUAAUAAAAAAAAUAUAUGGACACAUAGAAAUAUAACACUAAGUGAUACAAUGUAACAUAGCUAUGUUUUAAGAGCUUUAAAUAAAAAAGCAAAAAAGCUUUUUCUGACUUCAGUAAGGCCUCGUUUUCUUUCUUCACCCCGCAUCCUUUUAAUCCUCAUAUUUAUCUUCUAUAAGUUCACUCCGGUUUCAGUCUCCAUUGCUGAGACGAACCUGUUGAGAGAGAGAAAGUUAACAUGAAGUCACUGCGGCUGCAUGUCAGAGCUCGAGCAGAUCUCCCUGCCUCCUCCGGCUGCGACGCUUUUCCUCUUUCCCCAGUGCAGAUGUCUGUAGAUGGAGUCAAACACUGACACUGUGUAGUGAGCAAACAGGCUGGUCCACUUCACUGCAUCCACCACCCACUGCACAGUGCGACCCACGAAGGCCACAAACACAGUGGUGUAAUGGGCGAGCAGCAUCAGACUCCUUCCCAGCUGCCUGCCACGGUUAAUGAUCAGAUUGACUCUUUGAUCAUGUCCUGCCAUCUUUGUGUCUUCUGUGUGAUUCCAGAUGUAAAAAAAAAAAGUCAAAUUUGUAGCUCAAAGGUGCAUUUUGCGUCUUUUAAAACGUAUAUGUUUGUGCUGAUGCUCCCUAAGUAGGUGUGGACGGCUGGAAAUUUGCAGACACUCCCUUAAAAUCGUCCAAUCAGCGCAGAGGAAGCUUUGUUUCCGGGAGUGUUUGGUGAUGUGGCUCUGCUCUGAAAUCCAUCCGAGGAAAUAUAGCAAAUAAGCAGACACAUUUACCUGGGAAACAAUCGCACAGUGCCAUCUUUAUGUUGAGCCGUCUGGCCACAGUCCUCCAGGAGCUCUCUGGAGAGGAGGGCACAGAUGGAGACUCACAGGGCGUGCUGGUGCCUCAGCUACCUGCAGGAGAGGACCAGGCUCCAGUGGAGUCUGAGGUACCUGAGGAGGCCUUGGAGAGGCUGGCCCACCUGGAACAACUGGUGGUCCAGCUGAAGGAGCUCAUCCGAGACAAAGAUGCCCAGCUCGUCGAAAAGGACACUGAUCUGGCUAACAAAGAUGCACAGCUCAAGAAUGAAAAGGAAGCAGCUGAGGCUCGCUUCACUAAACUCAAACUGCAGGCCAAAGCCAAGAUGGCUUCACUCAGCAAACAGAUCAGUGAAUUGAAAGGACAAGAAGGAGCAACAAGCCCAGACAGUUCUUUUACAGGAGCUGGAGGCGACGAGCUCCAUGAACUCCAUAACAAGCUUAGUGAGGAAGAAGCAAACAGCAGGCAGCUUAAAGAUCGACUCCAGGUCACCGAACAGCUCCUUCAAGAGAAGGAAUCUGCUCACGCUGAACAGCUGCGGAAACUACAGGGUGUGAUCUGUGAGAAGGAUGUGCGUUUCCAGGAGCAGAUACAGAAACAUGAAGAAGAGCUGCUGAGGGUCACAACGCAGUCUCAGAGUGACGGCGAGCUUCAGCAGGCCCUGCAGGCAGCCCAGCGGCGGUGUGAAGAGCUUGAAGAGGCCUUGAACUCUCGGUCCCAAGUGCUGGAAAUGCUGCAGCAGGAAGUCAGCAGUGCUGAUCAGCAAAAACAGAUCUUGACUGCUCAGUUCCGGCAGAUGGAGCAGGAGCUGUCUGAGUCCGUCAAGCGGAGGGAGGAGGAGAGGCAGCAGUGGGCCGAACAGUCCAGCAGAACCGAUGCAGAAUUCGCAGCCCUCCGAACCAGCCUGGAGGCCCUGGAAAGAGAGAGAACGGAGGUUGCAAGGCAGGAGAGUGAGCUUGCCUCCCUCAGAGAGGCAGAGCAUGUUAGUCUGGAGGCUCUGGAGAAGGAGAAGAUGGAAGUCGUCAGGUUGGAGAGAGAACUGGCUUUGAUGAAAGAGGCUGAGCUUGCAGCCGUCCAAGCGAGCCAAGAUGCUUCGGAGAGAGACAGGGCGGAAAUCGCUCGCCUUGAAAGAGAACUUGCGUCCACGAGAGAGGCAGAGUGUGCAGUCAGCCGGGACGCUGUGGAGCGGGAGAAGUCAGAAGUAGAUAAACUAGAGAGAGAGCUGGAUUCCCUCAGACAGGAGCACGAAGAUUCCCAGAAAAAGGGUGAGAUCUUGGCUGAAAUUUGGAGACAUCUACAAUCUUUGGGUCUAGAAGACGUACAACCAUCAGAGGAAAAUCCAGUCCCUUCAGAUCUUUCUCUCUUCCUGGACACUAUGCAGUCCAUUGAGACACAACUGACAAGGCUGAAAGACGAACGCAGCGAGAGUGAGGAACGUUGUGCCGAACUCACCCACACCAUGGAAACUCUUCAGGAACAACUAGACAGAAGAACCAGUGAAAACGAGGAGUCCAUCACCAAGAUACAGCAGCUGGAGCAGCAAAUUGAAACAAUGUCUGAAAGAGACGUGACUGAAUCAUCAGCACAGGUUUCAUCUGAAACUGAAAAAGCACACAUAUUGGCACUGGAGCAGCAACUAUUGGAAAAAGACAAUGAGCUGGUUGCCUUGAAAGAGUCUCUUCAACUUGCUGAAGAGCGCAGUUCCAGUAAGGCUGCGUUGGGUGAAAACUACGAUCGGACUCCAGAUCAGUGUCAGGAUGCCGGUACGGCCCCCCAUGACACUUCUGCAACCCAUCCUGUCUGCUUGGAGGAUACACGAGAAGAGGAGACCACCUUAGUUGCUGAGGACACCUCCGUCCUCUCCAUUUCUGCUGAUAAUGAAAGUAGCCCAGAGCUCAUCGGACACCAGUCUGAAUCACCAGAAGAAUCCAAAGGGACUUCCUCAGAUGAGAUGGUCGCCAGUAGUGAUUCAGAGGUGGCUCACAGCAGCUGGACCCUCCUGGAAGCUGUGAAUCAAGAUGGAGGCCAGGAGUGGCCAUCCAUCCUGCAGGACUUUGGCCAGCUACAGCUGCAGUCAUGGGAGGCAACAAGCAUGGAGCAGGAAACCUCCACAGUUCAAGUUGAGUCCUCUUCUGUUGUCAUCCGAGAGACGGUCCAGGUUCAACUAACUCAGAGCGGUUCCACCACAGAUGUGCCCUCUGGCCAGGUCUUUGCCCAAGUUCUCGCUGAGGAACUCCAGAAGAGGUAUAGUGAACUUUUGGCUGAGCUGCAGAGGCUCAGAGAGCUAACUGCAGAGUCACAGGAGAAAAUCAAGAGCCUGGAAGAAGAAACACAGACUCUUGCUGCUGCCAAGGAAGAAGUCGAGACCCAAGCCAGUGAUUUUGCAGAAGAGCUUAAGUCAGCCAAAGAAGAGUUGGACAAGCUUUCCCAGCAAAGUAGCUCUGUGGUGGAGAAGCACGGUGUUGAAAUGCACCUCCUACAAGAACAGUUAGACAUUUUGAACAGUGAAAGUGAGGCCAAGGAGCAGAAGAUCCAGGCUCUGCAGACAGAUUUGGAAACAGCCCACCAAGCGCUCUCUGAACAGGAAGGUCAGGCCCGGAUGCUGAGUGCUCAGCUGGAGGACAGAGAGCUCCUCUCCUCUGAGCUUGAAAGGAAGCUUCAAGACAUGGAAAGCAGCAUGUUAGAAUACUCCCGGACAUCAGAUCUCAACAAUGAUUCUUUGUCACAGAAGGACUCUGAGAUCUGUGAGCUGCAGCUUCGUCUCGGCCAGAAAGAGCAGGAGAUGAUGGAGCUUAAUGACAGUAUGUCUGCUAAACUCCUUCAAGCAGAGGAAGACAAGUUUAUGGUAGACAGUGAAGUCAACAAACUAAAGGAGCAGAUAGUAGAGCUGGAGAAAGUGAGAGACGAGAAACAGAAAGUAAGUGAUGAAGACUCGGCCGCUCCUGCAGAGGAUGAACUUACUAGUUUACGAAAGGUCAAAGGGCAGCUAGAAACCCAGCUGACAAACACAAAGAAGAAGUUGCAGGUGGCGCUUGUGCAACGGAAAGAGCUUUUGAAGAAGGUUGCCGAUUUUGAGGCGGAAGCGAAAAAUCGGAAAGAAAAAGAUGACACAGCGAAAUCAGAAAUUCCUGCAAAUAUUCCAGAAGUAGAAAAAUCUAGAGGACAGGAGAUUCAGGAAAUGGAGGCUAAACUCGUGGAACUGGAACAAGCUUUAAGAUCCAAAAAUGAGGCAGUUGAGACUCUUGAGCAGAAAAUUAGCCAACAGGAUCAAGUUCUUGCUGAGACGCUUGCUCUGAAUAAAAAGCUAAACGAAGAAGCCGAAAACUCUCGUCAGGCUGACGUUUCUUCUGAAACGGCUGCGUUGCAAUCUCAAGUGGCGUCUCUCGAGGCAGAAUGCGAAUCCCUUCAGAAGAAAGUCCUGGAGACCCAAGAAUCUCGCAAAGAAACCAUCCAUAAAGCGAAAGAGAAAGAUAGGCACCACCGUGAACAGCUGAAGCAGCAGAAAGAAGAAUACAGUGAGCUUAUGGAGCGUUUUGAGGUGCAGAGCGGCGAGCGAGAAGUUCUUCUUACUAAAUUGAGAGAAUUAGAGGAAAAAGUGAGCACUGAGAGAGAAGACCUGCCUCACCAUGAGACCAAGCAAGUGGCUGAAAACUCGGAGAAGCCAGCAGGAAAUGAUUGGGUCCAGGAGGACUGGGUGGAUUUUGCUACGUCUGAGACUGAUUCAUCACAACCGCAAUCCAGUGAUCAGAUUCAGCAUCCUGCAGAGCAGUCUGAGGUUCCUGGCGCACAAACGGAAGAGUCUUUGAAAGCUCUUAGAGAAGAGAUUCAGACUGUGAGGAUGGCAAACACAGAGCUAGAGAAGCAGCUGCAGGAAACUCAAGCCAGCCUGUCACUGAAGGAGACUGAAUUGGUGGAAUUUGGCAAAGAGCUACAAGCACUUAGAGAAAAGGAAAGACAGAUUGAUGCGCUCUCAGAGGAAAUUAAUGAUCUCAGAGAAAAGUAUCGCCAAGCAGAGUCUCAUACUGAAACCUUGAAAGCAGAGAUGGAAGCUGCAGUCAAAGCAGCACCUGCAGAUUCUGAAACCUCCAUCGCAACUCUUCAAGCUGAAGUAGAAGACUUCAAGCAGUUUCUUGACAAGAAGAACAGCGAGAUCAUGGAGCUAAGCCAGCAGCUUAGCGAGCAGAACACUCUCAUACACUCCAUGCAGGAUACGGUGUCUGAGAAGGAUCAACUAAUAGCUUCUUUACAGGAAGAGCUAAAGGCUGAGCAAGAGAAAACCCAGAGGUUGGAGGUUGAGGUUCCACAGAGGCAGGAGGAAGAAAAAGACAGUGAGGCAAAGAUCCAGCAGCUUCAACGAAAGCUUCAGGCAGCUCUGAUCUCUCGCAAAGAGGCGCUCAAAGAAAACAAAACCCAAAAGGAGCAACUAGCUUCAAAUGAAAAGCUCCUAGCUGAGCUGCAGCAGAAGAUAGAGUCAACAGAAGAUGAGCUGGAGAAGCUAAGAGCAGAAAGAGUUAAACUGAUUGAUGAGGUCGACCGGAUGCUAGUGGAGAACCAAAGCUUAGGAUCAUCCUGUGAGAGCCUCAAACUGGCCAUGGAAGGGAUACUGAGUGAGAAAGAUGCCUGUACGAGAGAAGUAGAGUUGGCGAAAGAAGAGUCUGCCAGGGUGUGCAGAGAAUGGGAGGAAAAGGUUCAAGGCAUGAAGGAUGAGUACGAGACUCUGCUCAAGUCCUAUGAAAAUGUGAGUGAUGAGGCGGAGCGCGUGAGACGAGUCCUGGAAGCUGCCAGGCAGGAGAGACAGGAGUUAGCGGCCAAAGUGAGGACAAACGAGGCUGCGAGGCAGGAAGCUGAAAGGCAGACAGAGGAGGCGCAGAAAGAGGUGGAUUCAGUGAAAGACAAAAUGAGAAAGUUUGCCAAAACAAAGCAGCAAAAAAUAUUGGAGUUAGAGGAGGAGAAUGAGAGACUCAGAGAGAUGCAGGAAAGACCUUCCAUAAAACGAGAGGACAAGGCUCACAGAGUUGAGCUUGACAGACUUCAAGAAGAGCUUGGAGCUUUAAGAGCUGAGUUGGAUGCUACAGUGGCAGAAAGAGACUCUUUGGGGCAGCAGAUUGAACAGUUGAGGGAACAACUUUCCAAAACACGAGAGAAAGACAAUGAUGAAGUUCAGGCUACUACCCUUAGCUCUGCAGCUGUUGUAGAAGAGGUUGUCACUGUCCAGCAAUCAAACAUAACCAAAACAGAGCUUGUUGAAAGUCAAUGUGACAAUAAAGAAAAACCCCUCAUCCCAGAAGAGACUCCAGAUGAGCAAAUAAGUGCAGUAUCUGCACCAGAAACACAUUCGCAACCUACUGUGGAAGAGAACAAAGUGGCAGAUGUGACUGAAAGUGCUCAAGUUUUGUUAGAUGAUAGAACGAGGGACAUGGAGGCAGCUGUUAAUGCAGAGAGGGAACAGUGGCAGGAAAGGGAGGCUGAACUCAAGGCUGAACUGUCCUCUCUUGAGCAAGUCCUGGAGGAGAGUAAAGAGAAAGUGAGUCUGAUGGCCUCUCUAGAGAAGUGCCUGCAAGAGAGCAAAGAGAGAGAAAAGUGUCUAAUUGAAGAGGCUUCAAAGAGGGAAGCCCAGUUCAAAGAACUCUUGAGAAGCCUUGAAACUGAGAAAGAUAACCUGGAGGAGCGUCUGAUGAACCAGUUGGCCCAACUCAACGGGAGCAUCGCCGGCUACCAGCAAGAGGCAGCAGACAACAGGGAGCACCUCGCUGAACUUCAGAGGGAGGUGGAGAAGUUGGAGAGGGAGCGAGCCGAACUUGAAGCCCAGGCUCAGAGUGAGGGUGACCGAGCAUCCAGACUGGAAGAGGACAUGAGACAAGCCCAGAGAGAGAGAGCUGAAGCUGAAGCAGAAUCUGGAAAGCAGAGGGAACUGGAACAACAGCUGAGGUCUGCUCAGAGGGUCAGAGAAGGCAGCCAGAGCAGAGCGCGUCAGCUGGAGGAACUGUUGAGGGAAAAGCAGCUGGAGGUCCGUCAGCUACAGAAGGACAGCAUCCAGUACCAGGAGAGGAUCAGUGAGCUGGGAAGGGAAGCAAAGGCACUGCAGCUGAGCCACGAUGAGCUCCACAACAAGCUGGAACAGUCUCAACUGGAGACUUCCAAAACCCUUGAGGACCUGAGAAGGACUGAAGCAGACUUGGCUAGUAGCAAAUCCAACUUGGACGAAGCCCAGAAACAGUUAAGUGAGGUUUUAGUCGAGAAAACAACUUUAGAACAGAACAUCCAAAAGAAAGAAGCUGCAAUGAAAGCUGAGGCAGAGCAAACCCUGGACUCGGUGAGAUUCAGGCUCGGAGCCGAACUAAAGGAGAUGGAGCUGAGACUGGAAGCUGUAGACAGAGAAAGAGAAAAGGAAGAGGAGGCCACCCUGGAGGCUAGAGAGAUUGCAGAAGGAGCUGAGAGACGAGCCCAGGAGAUGCAGGCCCGUCUGGAUGAGUCUCUCGCCAGGUUAGCUGCCUUCUCGCGCUGCAUGUCCUCACUGCAAGAUGACCGGGACAGAGUUUUGGACGAGACUCGGCAGUGGGAGACUCGCUUUAACGAUGCUCUGCAGGGUAAGGAGGCUGAAGUUCGGGAGGCUGAAACACGAGCCAAGGAACUGGCGGAGCAACUUCAGAAGGAAUCUGCACUGAAAGAAGAACUCCAGCUCUCAGUUGACAGACUAGAGAAAGCAGAUAAAGAUUGGCAGCUGAGACUAGCAGAAGAGGAGAAGAACGUUAAAGAGAGCCAAGCCGCCCUUGAAGAGGAGAAGGGCAAGCUUCAGCAAACCACAGCUGAGUUGCAAUCUGCACAAACUGAAGCCCAGGCUCUCAAAACUGAACUGGAGAGUCUGCAACAGAGGACCCGGGCUCUGGAGGAGGCUGUAGGUCGGCUGCAGGAUGAAGUUGACCAGGCCAGGACUGAGCUGAAGGAGAGGGAGGCGGAAGAGAGGCGGCUGUGUCUGAACGUGGAGCAACUAGAGACAGACCUGCGCUCCUCCAAGGCCUUGACAGAGAACCUGCAGACUGAGUUAAAUGAGAAGGAAAGGAGGGAAGUGGAGCUGCUGGGGGAGAAGGAGCAAGCUGUUACUCAGGCUGCAGAGGAGGCUAGAAAGGAGGCUGACAGCAGAGCACAAGAAGCUGAGGAGGAGCUGGAGCAGAGGAGAGGGGAAUUGCGGGAUCUGGAAGAAAAACUGCGGAAGACCGAGGAAGACAGCAACAAUAGCAAAGCCAGACUGGACUCUUUCAUGAAGGCCAUGGGGUCUUUGCAGGAUGACAGAGACAGAGUCCUCAACAUGUACAAGCAGCUGGAGGAGAAACACCUGCAGGUAAUGAUGGAGAAGGAUGGUUUGAUCCAAGAGGCGGCAGGGGAGAACAACAGCCUGAAAGAAGAGCUGCGCUCUCUGCUGGUCCAGAGAGACGACUUGUAUGCCGAAAAGGCCAAACUGUCCGCUCAGCUUCACGGCUAUCGUGAUGAACUUAAUCAAGUUCUUAGCAUGAAGGACUCCCAACACAAACAGCUUCUGGCAGCCCAGCGAGAGCGGAUCGCCUCUCUGGAAAAGGAGCGUGAGGAGUUGGAAAGUCAGUUAAAGAGCGUCAGCAAAGCCCAAGAGACAGAAGUAGAAGCAGGUAAAGUGGAGAGUGAGACUCUUAACCAGGCUGCUGACAGUAGGACAGUAUCACAGGUGAAAGAUGCACCUGGUGCAGAGGUUGAGAAGUUAAGAGAGCAGCUGCAAGCAGCUAGAGAGCAAGUGGAGGCUUUGGAGGAGAGACUACUAAAGGAGAGGCAAGACCAGGAUAACAAGAGCAAAGAACUAGCUGAGCUGCGAUGGGAGGGAGGUGUGAUGAGGACAGAGUCAGAGAGCGCUCAGGAGAGGGUGGCAGAGCUGGCCAGAGACCUGCUGGCUGUCGAACAGAAGCUGCUGGAGGAGAAAGAGGUGACAACGCAGCUGAAAGCAGAGAACCAGUCCUUUGCUAAAUCCAUGGCCUCCCUCCAGGACAGCAGAGAUCAGGCAGAAAACAAGGCCCGGGAACUGAGCCUGAGGCUGGAAGAGAUGAGCAAGGCAGGAGGCCACGCAGCACACAGCAGCCCCGGAGGCUCCACUGGAGAAGUGUGGGGCCUGAAGAAUGCACUACAAGCCCUGCAGAAUGACAGGGAGAGACUGCUGGAGCAGCUUCAAACUCAGACGUCUGAGCUCAAGAAGCAGAAGUCAGAGCUGGCUCGGCUGGGAGCGGGAGAGCUGAUUAAAGUCAGCCAGGAGCUGUUUGAGGAGAAGAACAGAAAUGACGAAAUGCUGGGUGUCAUAGCACAGCUAGAGAAUGUGGUGGAAAUGGGCAAACAGGAAAUAGAGACACUGAGGCUGGAGCGUAUUGACUGGAUGGCUCAAGCCGAGCAGCUGAAGCAGCAAACCCUCACUACACUCUCAGAGCGGGACCAACAACUGCGACAGCUUACCGCCAUGUUGGAGGAAGCCCGCAGUCAUAAGCCCAAACUUCAGCAGGAACACUAUCAGAGAGAAGGUACAGAGGAAGUGCACAGUGCUCCUGGAGCCCCACAGGAGAGAAGUAGCCUGCUGGACAGUCACGCCUACAUAGCCGAGGUCAAAGAGCUGCAGCGAAGACUAGAUGAAGAGACGCAGCAGAGGAUAACUGCUGAGGAGCAGCUGAUGGCCACGCAGGAUCGACUCCAACGUCACAGCCAGGCUAAAUGGCACUCUACACAAGAAGGUGAUCACUCAGAGACGGCUGUUUUUAUCGAGCCGUCGGAAGGAGCUGUCACCCGAACUCGGAGAGGCGGUCCGGGUUUGAUGCGGAUGCUCCGAGUAGCCUUCUGCUCCCGCCAGCGCACCCCUCUGCUGUUCAGCCUCUAUCUGCUCACUGUGCACGUCCUGCUGCUGCUGUGCCUGGGCGGAUACCUCUGAAACCAGCUCCCUUUAACAAAACCUGACAGAUAAGACGGAGAAAAAGAGAGAGAGAGAGAGAGAGAGGAGGGGAAAGAAAAUAGAAACAUGACACAGACCUAACCCAAGCCAUCAUAUGUUUUAUAUUGUUACAUGUAAUAACUAAAAAAAAAAAAAGGGGGAAUGAGGAACGCUCUACACACGAACAUUGCACUUUACAGGACUUCAACUUUUAGCCAAAGUAUAUAUAGAUUUAUAUAGGGAGCUGUUGUUAUUGAUUUUAACCAUUUUGAUCUUGUACGACUCUCAGUGUGUAUGGCAGGUUUUUCAAAACCCAAGCAAAGAGGACAUAAAGGGACAAGGUUUCAGUUUCCUUGCUUAAAAAUCUUAAGGUUUUAGGGGGAAAAUAAAAGUAGAUUCAUAGAGAUUAGAUUUUGGCAGAUGGUGUUCUUCAUGUGCCUUUAGAUUUGGAUAUAAAAGGGUCACUUUACACUAAAGCAAAGGUUUGACAUCUUGGUGACAUCACUCUCUCGUCUGCCCGUUAGAUAUAAGGUGAAAGCUAACAGACGGUUAGCUUAGCUUAAUAAAAAAGACUGGAAAUAGAAGGGAACAGCUAGCCUAGCAAUGUCUUCAAGGUGACAAAAUCCACCCACCAGCACCUCUAAAACUCACUAAUUAACACUUUAUAUAUGAUUUUAUUCAUCUGUAAAAAAAAAACCAAAGCCUUAUGUUUAUCAGUCAGACAUGAGAGUAUCUUUAUUUUCGUCUAAAUAUCCGCCAGAAAGUGAAUACAACAUGUGUCCCAAAAUGUCAAACUGUUCCGUUCAGAUGGCUUGAGGUUCAGGAUGUGCUGUUAUAGUCCAGUCUCUUCCUCUUCUGCGCAUUUCAUGCACAAAAAUGGAGCACAGUGCAAUUUCUGUUCUUACACAUUCCUAUUAUGUGUUUUUCCUUUUCUUUAACUUUCCUCUUAUAUAAAUCACAUUUAAAAAAAAGAGAGAGAGAGAGAGAGAAACAUUAUAUUGAUAUUUAUACUUACGUGUUAUGUACGUCAGCUGGAUGUGGGUUUCCCUCUUACGUAUCCAAUAAGAUUCCCCGUCCAUGCUUCUGUUGCACAGAUGUAGAUUUUACAGUUUGCCCUCUAGUUUCUACGGCAGAUGAAGUUACCAUUCAGGUGCAAUGUUACCACAGUGUGGAUUCAUUCCAGAGGAGAAAGACUGCUGUUUUUUCUAAUAAUAUCCAUCCCAUAAUAAACUACUGUGAUGUAGCAUAAUUUAUUGUAAGUUGAAACUGUUAACUCGUCCUCUACUUACAUGUAUAUUGACGUUUUCUUCUUCUUCCUUUUAAUCGCUCACUGUUGGUAGAACGACUACUCCGUACUCUUCUUCUUUGAACAUCCAUGUUUUCCUUCACAUCACAUCACAUCACAUCACAUCACACACACACACACUGAAAUUUAACUGUAAAUAACUGUUUAAAAAGGGCUGUAUAGAGAAAUAACAUGUAAUUAAAGUGUUGGUGGUUUAGAUCAGGGACCGAUCUUGUCAAAUGUUAUUUGCUUGUUCAUGUUGCUGUAGAAAAAAAACAAAAAACAGACAUUGGGUUUAUUUUUCCCAUCGUUGCUGUCCUGUUAAAAAAGUAUUGGAGAUUCAUUUUAGGAGAAAAACAGCCUCCUUUUCAGCUUUUAGAUGAUGCAUUUUUCAGAUAAUCCAGUGGAUUCUUUAAGGAUUUACUGAGCUUGAGAAGUAGAGUUUUCUCAUGCCUUUAAGGAUCAAUUAAUCCUUCAGUUUAUCUAUAAAAAAAGUUAAAAUCACCUAAAUUGGAGACACAUGGACGUUGUUUUAGGACUUUUCUUUAUUGUUUUUUUGUAGCUCGGUUAAUUUUUAUUUCAAUAAGGAAAUAAAAAAACAUUUUUUCGCCCAUUUUUAUGUGAAAUAAUUAAAAUAAAUCGGCUCUGGGUCAGUUAAUGUGAAGCUCAGGUUCAGACCAAUCAAGUAGACGUCAUACUGUGACAUCAUCAAAAUGCAAUUCAAAAACUUAAUUGCUGGGUUUUUAAACAGGCAAGAAUGCUUCUCUAUAUAAAACUUUACCGUUAUUUUCAUGUGGAAGUGAAAUCUUGGUCUAGAUUUUACUUUGCUGUAAAAGUUUUAAUGUUCACACAGAGACUUUGGGAGUUUGGGUUACUUAAGAAACAACAAUAGAUCACAGCACAGAGGAAAGAAUAAACAUGUUCAAUAAACAA